AUGUCGGCUACAAGCCCGAACAGAACUAUUUCUCUGCCAGAAUCUUCAACUCAUGCCGGCUUUUUAAGUCUCCCGAUCGACCUGCGCAAUAAUAUCUACAGACAAGUGCUGGCUGUGCCACAUCCAAUCUUCUUAUUUCAGGAUCCGCGUUGCCCUAUAGAAUCCUUUGCACCCGAAAAGCCAAGCCAAUGGCUUGUGCUUUUAUAUACCAAUCACCAAGUAUCCAAGGAGGCAAAAGCCCUCUAUAAUACGAAUGAGUUCGUCCUGGAGGAGAGUACAAAACGCCAGGGCAGUCUUGUGAAAUCUUUCCUAAACUGCAUCGGCCCGGUGAAUGCAGGCUUUCUGUCGUACCUGCGGAUGGACUUUCCAGCCACAGAGAGAGUGGAUGGCCAACUGGGUGAAAUAAAAAUAAGGAAAGAUGGCCUACAGACUUUGCGACUCCUCCAAGAACAGUGCACCAACUUGAAAACACUGGAAACCCUCGUUUACGGUCCGAACUACGGUCUAUUAACAGACCAAGAGAUCGAUAUCCGACUCCUCCGAGAUGCAUUGCAAGACAUUAACACACAGCUCAGAGCUAUUGAGCCUCUUGACAGAAUCAUUGUCAGGGUUUGCAGCGGAUCUGCAACCCCUCCAACUAUAGAGUUUAUGGAAGAGCUUGGUUGGAUUAUCUUCACGUAA
Messenger RNA from Aspergillus pseudonomiae, 681 nucleotides. RefSeq lists its product as uncharacterized. The transcript has a single exon. The coding region runs from base 1 to 681 and encodes 226 amino acids. The record is from RefSeq and is a predicted model, not a curated record. Lineage: Eukaryota; Fungi; Ascomycota; Eurotiomycetes; Eurotiales; Aspergillaceae.